Molecule: messenger RNA, 1769 nt
Organism: Bufo bufo (common toad)
Lineage: Eukaryota; Metazoa; Chordata; Amphibia; Anura; Bufonidae
Gene: ARK2C
Product: ring finger protein 165
Exons: 8
Coding region: 163-1209 (348 amino acids)
Biological process (GO): positive regulation of BMP signaling pathway; motor neuron axon guidance
Molecular function (GO): zinc ion binding; ubiquitin protein ligase activity
Source: RefSeq, a predicted model, not a curated record
GGCAGCUGCAGCACAUUUGAAUGUAUAUAGGGGGGAUUUGAAAGGACCAUUACCAAUGGGCCAUCUGUCUCCCAGCCAGCAGUAGCAGCACACACUAGGAUCAGCCUGUCUAUAUAGUCACAGUGAUCAGCACCAGGGGUUGCAAGCACUGUCUCUGCCAGCAUGGUGUUAGUCCACGUAGGAUAUCUUGUUCUUCCAGUCUUUGGCUCUGUACGGAACCGAGGUGCCCCAUUUCAGCGUUCCCAGCAUGGCCAUGCUACCUCCUGCCGACACUUCCAUCUAAGCCCUCAACCUCAGCUUCCCGACUUCCCUAUCCAUCCUCACCCGGUUCAGCCACAACAAGGAAUGACCUCUCACAUGGCUUCUGCUCACCAGCAUAAUGGACCACUGCACCAGCCCCUGCCACCUCUGACUGGUCUACAGCUUCAGGAGGUGGCAGGACCCUCCUUCCUACCUCAGGCCCUACACCAGCAAUACCUUCUCCAGCAACAGCUCCUGGAGGCUCAGCAUCGCAGGCUAGUCGCGCAUCCCAGGCGGACUCAAGAGCAAAUGUCUGUGCAUCCACAUCGGUUACGCCCAAGCUUUGACUUCAACCAACAAGUACAAAUGCCUCAACCUCUAGGGCCCAGGUACUUGGCUGAAGGAACAGACUGGGACCUCAGUGUAGAUGCCAGUUUGACGCAUCCUCAGUUCCAAGUACGACCUGUCCCACAGCACUAUCAGCAUUACUUAACGAGUCCUCGCCUACACCACUUCCCAAGGACCACAUCUCUAACACAAAUGGUUGUCCAUGAGAUCAGAAAUUACCCUUAUCCGCAGCUUCAUCUCCUUGCCCUCCAGGGUCUCAGUCCAGCGCGGCAUACGUCUGCUGUGAGGGAAAGCUAUGAAGAACUGCUGCAGCUAGAAGACAGACUGGGAAGUGUGACGCGAGGAGCCGUGCAGAACAUCAUAGAAAGGUGUACGUUUCCACACAAGUACAAGAAGAGAAUGCCACAUGGUGGCAAAGACACAAAAGAAGAUGAGGAGGAGACGGAUACGGAUGAAAAGUGCACAAUCUGCCUGUCGAUGCUUGAAGACGGAGAGGACGUGAGGAGGUUACCCUGCAUGCACCUGUUCCACCAAUUCUGCGUUGACCAGUGGUUGGCGACCAGUAAGAAGUGUCCGAUCUGCCGAGUGGACAUUGAAACGCAACUGGGAGAAGACAGUUGAGAGAAAGAGGACUUUUGUCAGGAUCCCAUGUUCCUUAUCAGGUCACGUGGCCAUAGCCUGCAGCAAAACUUUUGCCUUCUGAGCCAUUUGUUUUAGAGGACAGCCUGCAAGCACAUUAUUCUGUAGUCGAAUUGUGGGCAUGUAACAAUUACCAGAGGAUCUUAACAGCCAUAAUGCCCUGUUGCAUUGGAAGCUGGCCUUCCUAGAGCCAAAGAGGGCGAUUGCUGGAGAUGGAGACUAGCUCUUGGAGGUACUAGUGUGGUAGUCUGGCUUGCCAAUCCUGCACUUCAGAGGAUUGUAUAUAUACCUCUCCGAUAAGUAGAAUCAAGUUAGGGGUACUUAGCUACAGUAUUUAUGUGGACGGCAUCUGGAGCAUGUUAGCUUAUUUCAAAAAAAUGUUCUGUGUUUGAUGCCCUAGUCAUCUUGUGGUGGACAUGUUGCUAUUAGCCUAAUUUUGCACCAAAUUAUUUUUUUUUUUAUUUAUAUAUAAUUUUUUUUCAUUUUGUCUAUUUUUUUUUUGGUGCUUGGUUGAGCCAUAGUGGUUGAUACAUCAAAAUUUC